UUGGAGUGGUUUGCGGGGAAUUGGUAAUCACAGAAGCAGUAGCUUAGUACAGUGUGCCAUGCAGUGUAUUUAAAAUAUUGAGAUAGUGGUUACAUAAUAAGCCAGGGAGGCUGUUUCUUAGGUCUAAUUUGUUUCUUGGGAAUGUAGAAGAAGUAAAGAAGUAUAUUAAUAGAUUAAGAUACCAGUUCACGGAGCUGGAUGAUAAAAAUCUCUGCUUGAGUGAAAACAUUUAAGGAUUAUUUCUUUUAAGCAUUUAAGCAUUAUUUCUGUCUGAACCCCAGUGUACCAUGAAAAACUGAGGCAAGACAGCCUGCCUGCCUGCCAAAUGAUGGGGGACGUGGGAGGGGCCACUGGUCCUGUAUGAAAAAGGUGGCACCUUGGAUUUUUAAAAAUGAAUGUUGGACCUGUGUGUGUUAUUUGACCGGGUUCUUAAAAAUACUUAAGGAAAAAAAAAAUUGAAGUGGGUUUUAUCUAGUAUACUGAAUUGGUCUACAAUUCAUGGUAGGGAAAUUUUAUAUAUAGUAUUCCAUUGGGAGGUAACCUGUACCUUGGAGCUUUUAAGAUCAUUGUUUUGGGGGGUGGGGAGGGGGAGGAAUCUGCCAUGUUGCCACUUGUGCCAGGCUGCAGAUGGCCCAUGAAGGUGGUUUGUUAGGUCAUUCAGGAGGGAGAUGCAUAGUGCACCUAUGAUUUAUGUUUUAGAAAUAGAUGUUAAACUUUGGUUUGAAUGAAAAAUGUCUCUCAAUCCAUCUAUAUUUCUCAAAGAAAAGGAAGAAAAUAAUUCAAAAUUUGUAGAAAUACAGCACUCACAAACUACUUCCAUAGCUGCAGAAGAUCCUUUUCAAAACUUAUGCUUAGCAUCUCAAGAAGUUCUUCAAAAAGCUCAACAAAGUGGAAGAUCAAAAUGUCUCCAAUGUGGUGGUUCAAGAAUGUUCUAUUGCUAUACAUGUUAUGUCCCAGUUGAAAAUGUACCUAUUGAACAGAUGCCACUUGUGAAGCUUCCACUGAAGAUUGACAUCAUUAAACAUCCAAAUGAAACAGAUGGCAAAAGUACUGCUAUACAUGCAAAACUAUUAGCACCUGAAUUUGUAAAUAUUUACACGUAUCCUUGUAUUCCAGAAUAUGAAGAAAAGAACCAUGAAGUUGCACUUGUUUUUCCUGGACCUAAGUCUGUCUCAAUAAAAGAUAUUUCUUUUCAUCUGCAAAAAAGGAUUCAAAAUAAUGUUAAAGACAAAAAUGACGACCCCGACAAGCCAUUUAUUAAACGCAAGAAAACUGAAGAACAGGAUUCGAAUGACAGCAAGUGCCAAGACACAACACUGAAAAAAAUUAUAUUUAUAGAUAGCACUUGGAACCAAACAAACAAAAUAUUCACUGAUGAGAGACUUCAAGGACUGUUACAAGUUGAGUUGAAAACAAGAAAAACUUGCUUUUGGCGCCAUCAGAAAGGAAAGCCAGAUACCUUCCUUUCCACAAUUGAAGCCAUUUAUUAUUUUCUGGUAGACUACCACACUGAUAUAUUAAAAGAGAAAUACCAAGGACAAUAUGACAAUCUCUUAUUUUUCUACUCUUUUAUGUACCAAUUGAUAAAGAAUGCCAAAUGCUCUGGAGACAAGGAAACAAGAAAACUUAUCCAUUAGUUUUUAAGAAGCUACUAUGUCAUUUUAUUUUGCUAAAAAUCAAUAAACCUAAAUUGUGCUUUCUUUA
Molecule: messenger RNA, 1704 nt
Organism: Mustela lutreola (European mink)
Lineage: Eukaryota; Metazoa; Chordata; Mammalia; Carnivora; Mustelidae
Gene: DTWD1
Product: DTW domain containing 1
Exons: 5
Coding region: 732-1637 (301 amino acids)
Biological process (GO): tRNA modification
Cellular component (GO): nucleus
Molecular function (GO): tRNA-uridine aminocarboxypropyltransferase activity
Source: RefSeq, a predicted model, not a curated record